This is a messenger RNA of Carassius gibelio (silver crucian carp), 396 nucleotides long. RefSeq names its product histone H4. NCBI's taxonomy places the organism in Eukaryota, Metazoa, Chordata, Actinopteri, Cypriniformes, Cyprinidae. The record is from RefSeq and is a predicted model, not a curated record. Gene Ontology annotation, biological process: nucleosome assembly. Gene Ontology annotation, cellular component: nucleosome. Gene Ontology annotation, molecular function: DNA binding; protein heterodimerization activity; structural constituent of chromatin. Bases 38 to 349 code for a protein of 103 amino acids. The transcript has a single exon.
UUAUACAACUUUAACUGAAAUCCUUACAGUUGCUACAAUGUCUGGAAGAGGUAAAGGCGGUAAGGGACUCGGGAAAGGAGGCGCUAAGCGUCACAGGAAGGUUCUUCGUGAUAACAUCCAGGGCAUCACCAAACCCGCCAUCCGUCGUCUCGCUCGCCGCGGCGGGGUCAAGCGUAUCUCCGGUCUGAUCUACGAGGAGACCCGCGGUGUGCUGAAGGUGUUCCUGGAGAACGUGAUCCGCGAUGCUGUGACCUACACCGAGCACGCCAAGAGAAAGACCGUCACCGCCAUGGACGUCGUGUACGCGCUGAAGCGACAGGGACGCACUCUGUACGGCUUCGGAGGAUAAACUCAUCUGUACACUCACAAACUCCCAACGGCUCUUUUAAGAGCCAC